UGUCUAAGCUAUUGUUGUUGUUAGAGUUUCAAUUUAAAUCUGUCAAUCAGCUGUAUUAAAGUCAAGCGGGCCAAUUUGUUAAUCUGAAAUGAAAACAUAAGUCAUAGAGAAUUUACAAGAAUCAAAAUAUCAAUAAAAGAUGCGUAAUCUGGGAACUCUUAUUUCGGCUUCAAAAUUGGCAGAAUGUCUAAAAGCUUCUACAGUCAAGCUUCGUGUCGUCGACGCAACAUGGUACUUGCCAAACUUCAAGAAGACUGGCAUAGAAAGUUACAUGGAAGGCCACAUACCUGGGGCAGUGUUUUUUGACAUAGACGCCUGUUGCACACCCUCGCCAUACGAACAUAUGCUCCCAUCAGAGAAACAGUUCAGCGAAUAUGUCGGCAGUUUAGGAAUCGACAAUGACACUCAUGUAGUUGUUUACAACAACCAUCCUGACUACCCUGUAUUUUCUGCCCCUAGAGUGUGGUGGACAUUCCGUGCCUUUGGACACAAAGCAAUCUCCAUCCUAGACGGUGGAAUGCGAGUAUGGAGAGAUGCAAAGUAUGACAUUGCCACAGGCCAAGGAUCUUCCCCAUCAAAGUGCAAGUACACAGCCAAAUUCAAUCCCAAUUUCGUAAAGUCGUAUGAAGAUGUUCUGAAAAAUAUAGAAACCAAACAGUUCCAGCUGAUUGAUGCACGGCCACGUGGGCGUUUCCUAGGGACAGAUCCAGAACCUAGGCCAGACAUUAAGCCAGGACACAUUCCAGGGGCUAAAAGUGUUCCAUAUGCUACCACAUUUACCUCGUAUGUGGGACCAGAUGGAAAUGAGGCCAAGCAAGGAGCCAUAAUGAAUGCUGAAGACUUGAAGAAAGUGUUUGCUGAUCAAAACAUCGACCUGAGCAAGCCUGUUGUGGCCUCAUGUGGGUCAGGGAUCUCAGCUUGCUGUCUCGUUUUGGCAGCUCAUCUCUGUGGAAAGGAUGAUGUCAGUGUCUAUGAUGGUGCUUGGGUCGAGUGGUUUAAACGGUCUUCACCAGAACUGAGGGUUGGCUGUCCAGAAAAUUGAGCCGAGAGUGAUAUUUAAUAGAUUGUGACAUUUUUUUUUAUUCCUCUCUUUUAAGCUCAUCUAUUUUUGAAAAAAAUUAUGAGCUAUUGUCAUCACCUUAGCGUCGGCGUCCUGUUAAGUUUUGCGUUCAGGUCCACUUUUCUCAGAAAGUAUCAAUGCUAUUGCAUUCAAACUUGAUACACUUACUUACUAUCAUGAGGGGACUGGGCAGGCAAAGUAAGAUAACUCUGGCGUGCAUUUUGACAGAAUUAUGUGCCCUUUUUAUACUUAGAAAAUUGAAAAUUUUGGUUAAGUUUUGUGUUUAGGUCCAUUUUAUUCCUUAAGUAUCAAAGCUAUUGCUUUCAUACUUGCAACACUUAUUAACUAUCAUAAGGGGACUGUGCAGUCAAAGUUAUGUAACUCUGACUGGUAUUUUGACAGAAUUAUGUGCCCUUUUUAUACUUAGAAAAUUGAAAAUUUGAUUAAGUUUUGUGUUUAGGUCCACUUUAUUCCUACAGUAUCAAAGCUAUUGCUUUCAUACUUGCAACACUUAUUAACUAUCAUAGGGGGACUGUGCAGGCAAAGUUAUGUAACUUUGACUUGCAUUUGGACGGAAUUAUGGGCCCUUUAUACUUAGAAAAUUGAAAAUUUGGUUAAGUUUUGUGUUUUGGUCCACUUUACCCCUAAAGUAUCAUAGAUAUUGCUUUCAUACUUGAAACACUCGCAAACUAUCAUAAGGGUACAGUAAAAGGACAAGUUGCAUAACUCUGGUUGUCAUUUUUACGGAAUUAUGGCCCUUUUUUGACUUAGUAACUUUGAAUAUAUGGUUAAAUUUUGUGUUUCAAUCCAUUUUACUUCUAAAGUAUCAAGGCUAUUGCUUUAAAACUUCAAAUACUUUCAUGCUAUUAUGAUGUCACUGUACCUGGCAAGUUGAAUUUUACUUUGACCUUUGAAUGACCUUGACUUUCAAGGUCAAAUUAUUAAAUUUUGCUAAAAUUGCCAUAACUUCUUUAUUUAUGAUUAGAUUUGAUUGAUACUUUGACAAAACUACUCUUACCUGACAUACCACAAUAGACUCCACCCAAACCAUCCCCCUUGCCCUCCCCCUCCCCCCCGAAUCCCCCCCUAUUUUUUGUUUUUUUUGUUUUUUAAGAUCAUCUCACAAAUGACCACCACACCCUCACACUAUACCCCCCCACCCCCCCUCCAAUUUUUUUUAUUUGAAACGAUUAAAAAACACAAAUAUUUAUUUUUAUUAUUUUAUUUUUGAAAUACCGUCCAACCAUCGCACCCAAGAAUCCCCCCCCCCUCCCCCCCCCCCCCCUGAAAUAAUUUUUUUUUCCGCAUUUUUGGAAGAUAAUGUAGUAAUUGUCCACACCCCCACACUAUACACCCCUCUUCACUCCACCCCUCCCUCCUUUGUGAUUGAAAUUGAGAGUCCCUUCACCUUUAAAAAGAAAAUAGAUGAGCGGUCUGCACCCGCAAGGCGGUGCUCUUGUUGCUGUAUGGAAUAGGUAUUAUUAUAUCAAUGUUAUCUUUUUUAAUUUGUAUUAACAUAUCUGCAAUGUUUGUUUAACUUUGCCAUUAUUAUCAUUAUCUGUUAAUAGGUGCAAACAUAAAAGAUCUUUAAUUGGCUGAAGGACCAAAUGCUUAACAAAUAAACACAUUCACAUAUGUCACUGCAUGUAGUAAGAUGAGAAAAUACUACUUAAUUGACAUUGUUAUAUUAAGAUAUAAUUAUAUCCGUUGUAAAGUGAUACAUACUGGCUUAUUUAUUUACUUGUUUAUUUAUGCAAAAUUCACAUUUCUAAGAGACAAAUUGAAAACUAGUGGCUUUUGUUCAUUUUCAAAAGUAUUUUUCUUUUAAUUCCUAAAUAGCCACCACUACCAUUUUAUAUUUAUCCACAAGUUCUUUUUUACAUAUUCUUUCAUUUUUGCUGGUACUAGCUUAACAUAUCUGUAUUUAUACUUCACUGAAAUAUAGACUAGAGUAAACAUUUUUUGCAUGUGUAAGUAAAUAAAGUAAUGCGUAAUGAAUUACUGGUAUCAGGGUAUUAGUUUUAUUAUUGUUAUGUAUUUUAGGGGUUGUUGUUUUAUAUUGUUUUCUACAUAAGUUUUAAAGACAUUUUUUUCAAUGUGUUGUUUUUCAAUACAGUCAUUGAGGGAAACCAAUAUUGAUUGCAAAUAAACACCUGUUGGAAGGAUA
Messenger RNA from Dreissena polymorpha, 3227 nucleotides. RefSeq names its product 3-mercaptopyruvate sulfurtransferase-like. Gene Ontology annotation, biological process: transsulfuration. The coding region runs from base 140 to 1042 and encodes 300 amino acids. Gene Ontology annotation, cellular component: mitochondrion. The record is from RefSeq and is a predicted model, not a curated record. The transcript has 3 exons. NCBI's taxonomy places the organism in Eukaryota, Metazoa, Mollusca, Bivalvia, Myida, Dreissenidae. Gene Ontology annotation, molecular function: thiosulfate-cyanide sulfurtransferase activity.